AACCAUGAAGCAAUCAACACCAACCAUCUUUCUCGCCCUCUUUCUCGUUCUUCCCUUAGCCUUUGGCGAUGACAUCGUCACUGACAGUGCAUUUCUCUUCCAUAUAUGCUCAAGCUUCGACAAUUACACAGCCCACACCCCCUAUGCUUCUAACUUAAACCAAGCCUUGGAUCAAUUGGCCUCCAACGCCCCUCCCUCCGGCUUCGGCCUCAGCUCCGUUGGCAAGGGCGAUUUACAAAACCAAGUCAACGGGUUGGCUCUAUGUCGUGGCGAUGUCUCGUCCGCCGAUUGUACGAAUUGCAUCGCCACGGCGAGCCAAGAGAUUCGUGAACGAUGCCCUUAUAGAAAAGGAGCUGCCAUUUGGUAUGAUUUUUGUGGGUUGAAAUAUUCUAACACUAAAUUCUUUGGGAAGAUAGAUAAUAGGAACACGUUUUAUAUGUGGAAUCUAGAAGAAAGAGAUGAUCCGGCGCCGUUUAAUGAACAAGUCAAGAGAUUGUUGACUAGUUUGUCUGAAAAAGUUGAAGCUACCAAGAAUUUGUAUGUGAUUGGCGAUGUGGAGAUAAAGCCAUCGGAGAAGUUGUAUGGAUUGGUUCAAUGCACUAGAGACCUACCGAGUGGUGGUUGUAAGAAGUGUCUUGACAUUGCCAUUGGUGAGCUUCCAAGUUGUUGUGAUGCUAAAAUUGGUGGAAGAGUGGUUGGUGGAAGCUGUAAUUUUAGAUAUGAACUUUACCCAAUUGUUGAUGCCCAAAAAUAAGUUAAAGAGUUCAUUACAAACUUGAUGUUAAAGAUAAUGUAUCGCUCUAUAUGAUAUAUAUGAUAGUGUUAUAUGCAAUAUUUUCGAUUGAGAA
This is a messenger RNA of Cucurbita pepo subsp. pepo (vegetable marrow), 848 nucleotides long. Its product is annotated as antimicrobial ginkbilobin-2-like protein. NCBI's taxonomy places the organism in Eukaryota, Viridiplantae, Streptophyta, Magnoliopsida, Cucurbitales, Cucurbitaceae. The record is from RefSeq and is a predicted model, not a curated record.